Messenger RNA from Acipenser ruthenus (sterlet), 1508 nucleotides. RefSeq names its product homeobox protein Dlx4b-like. NCBI's taxonomy places the organism in Eukaryota, Metazoa, Chordata, Actinopteri, Acipenseriformes, Acipenseridae. Bases 202 to 966 code for a protein of 254 amino acids. Gene Ontology annotation, biological process: cell differentiation; embryo development; negative regulation of transcription by RNA polymerase II. The transcript is spliced from 3 exons. The record is from RefSeq and is a predicted model, not a curated record. Gene Ontology annotation, molecular function: DNA-binding transcription factor activity, RNA polymerase II-specific; RNA polymerase II cis-regulatory region sequence-specific DNA binding.
GCGUUCAAGGAAAUUCUGGAGUUUUUCCUUGAUUUGUGAGGGAAUUCUAACUUUAAGUGGGGAGUCCAGACUACUGGAAAUAUACGUAACGAUACCAGGUUCGUUUACAUUGCUAAUGGAUCUGGUGCAGGUUUACUGUCGUUAGCAUUUGCAUGCAACUUUUACAAGGUCUCUGUUUUUAUAUGGACUGCUUGCUCAGUGAUGACUAUGAGUUCUAUGGCUGAUAGCUUGAUCGCCUCAGACCCGUCUAAAUCGGCCUUUUUGGAGUUCGGACACGGACUCUCGUCCCACCAGCAGCAUUCCUCGGGGCUGUCUCACAACCACUACCCCGUGCAUGGCUUGCACUCGAGCGGGCACACGCAGCACGAAGGUUCCUUCCCUCCCAGCGCAACCUCUUACAGCCGCUCGCUGGCUUACCCCUACCCCGGCGCGGUGAACAGUCACCACCCGAGCGCUUACCUCUCCUACCAGCACAACAGCCACAGCAGCACUUUAACACACACAAGGAUAGACGACCCAGAUCUCGAGAAGUCGACGGUGAUCGAGAAUGGCGAGAUCAGACUGAAUGGCAAGGGAAAGAAGAUCCGUAAACCUCGAACGAUCUACUCCAGUUUACAACUUCAGGCUUUGAACCAGAGAUUUCAGCAAACCCAAUACCUGGCAUUGCCAGAGAGGGCUGAUCUGGCGGCUAAAUUGGGACUUACCCAGACCCAGGUUAAGAUUUGGUUUCAAAACAAACGUUCCAAGUACAAGAAGAUCAUGAAGCAUGGCCCAAGUGGACCAGAAGGAGAGCAUCUCCACACCACCUCAUCCAUCUCGCCAUGUUCUCCCAACAUCCCCCAGCUCUGGGACGUCUCCUUGGCCAACAAAGGUGCGCCAAUGCCCGCCAGUAGCUACAUGAACAAUUUUGGACACUGGUACCCAACGCACCAUCAGGACAAUAUGCCAAGGGCUCAAAUGAUGUGAUGUAGACCAUUUCAUUCAAAAAUAAUUUUUAAAAAUAGAAACUUCAGACUUCACAAGGCCUUACGGGACACUACGUGUUAUGUUUUGCUUACCUUUAAAAAAUAUAUUUUAAUCUUGUUUUAUUUUAGUUUUAAGAAUGAAGUGGCCUUGCAAAAAAAUAAGACUUGAUUUUUGUUAUUUUAAAACUUUAUAAACAUUUUUGUCAUGUUUUUUUUUUCAUUGUUAUAAUUAUUGUUAUUGCUAUAUUUUUUAAUAAAUCCCAAGAUUGGAAUACAUAACUUUUUGAUCAGGAGAAAAAAAGGAAAGAAAAAAAAUACUCCCCAUUCAAGUUUUGCCUUUCCUGGGUUUGUAUGCUAUUAAUUAAACAUUGUUAAGGUUAGUUGAAAUAAAAUGCAAAUGUUUUAUUGGUCUUUAUAGAGAGCUUUUGUGUGUGCAGUUUAAAAGCAGCAUGUCUUGAAGUUUGAUAUUGCUAUAAUCCUUUAACUCACACAAAAGAUAAAGUGACUUCAUUGAGGUUUAAAAUAAACAGUUUGUAAUCGAAA